This is a messenger RNA of Nerophis lumbriciformis (worm pipefish), 4978 nucleotides long. It is a transcript of the gene sirt7, whose product is annotated as sirtuin 7. Gene Ontology annotation, molecular function: NAD+ binding; histone H3K18 deacetylase activity, NAD-dependent. The record is from RefSeq and is a predicted model, not a curated record. NCBI's taxonomy places the organism in Eukaryota, Metazoa, Chordata, Actinopteri, Syngnathiformes, Syngnathidae. Gene Ontology annotation, cellular component: chromatin; nucleus.
ACUUGUGACUUGCAAAGCAAUGACUUGGUCCCACCUCUGAUAUAUAUAUAUAUUUAUUUUAUUUGAGGACUUUCCGCAGGCCGGAUUUUGGACGCUGGCGGGCCGGAUCCGUUUGUUUGUAGUUUGGGGACCUCUGGUAUAGAAGAUCAAACAAUAACGACUCCACACGCUAUAUACUCCUGUACAGUAAGUGGCGGUAUGCACCUUCUGAGUUAGGGCUGCAACCCACCAGUAAACUAGAAGAAGAAGAAGAAAGGAGCUUUGUUUUGAAAAGGCGAGCCGAGUCUUAGAUGCUGACAACGGGAUGGAUAACCAGACAAACCUCGCUGUUUCUUCUCGAACGGAGAAAAAAGCUUUAGAAAAAGCGAAGAUACUCCAACGAGAAAGUGACAGGGAAGUCUUUCUACUGGUGGGUCGCAUUCUGAAGAAAACGGAGGCUGAAAGAUCGGAGGAGGAAGCUUCUGUUCUUCUUUUGCACAGAAACCUUGUAGACGAACUUAUUAAAAGACAAACGCGCAGAAAUGAACUCAAGAGAAAACAAGAGGAGGUGUUUGAUGAUGCAGAUGAGCUGAAGAGGAAGGUGAGGCAGCUGGCGGUGGCCGUCCAACAGGCAAAACAUUUGGUUGUUUACACGGGUGCUGGAAUCAGUACAGCAGCAUCCAUCCCUGACUACCGAGGUCCUAAUGGUGUUUGGACUCAACUGCAGAAGGGUCGUGUUUUCAGCUCUUCAGACCUGAGUAAAGCAGAACCCACGCUCACGCACAUGUGUAUAAAGAUGCUCUAUCAAGACAUGCUAGUGAAGCAUGUUGUGUCACAAAACUGUGAUGGUCUUCAUCUACGUAGUGGUCUUCCCAGGCAUGCGCUGUCUGAGCUUCAUGGAAACAUGUUCGUUGAGGUGUGUACACACUGUUCUCCAGUCAGGGAGUACGUGCGUCUGUUUGACGUGACGGAACGAACUUCACUGCACCGUCACGGCACGGGUCGCAGGUGCUCCCAUUGUGGCAAGGAGCUCAGGGACACCAUCGUGCACUUUGGAGAGCGAGGAACUCUGGAAACUCCUCUCAACUGGAAAGCAGCUGCAGAGGCAGCCAAGAUGGCAGACGUUAUCCUUUGCUUAGGAUCCAGUUUGAAGGUGUUGAAAAAGUACGCUUGUUUGUGGUGCAUGAACAGACCAGCAGACAAAAGACCAAAACUGUACAUCAUUAACCUCCAGUGGACACCAAAAGAUGAUCUGGCCGUGCUGAAGAUUCAUGCUAAGUGUGAUGAUGUAAUGAAUCUCCUAAUGAAAGAACUUCAUAUUCACAUCCCAGUUUAUGUCAGGGUGGACGACCCCAUCUUCAGCUUGGCCACGCCCCUUCACCCCGACGAGCAGCACAGUCACACGCGUGCGCUCAUCGCUCGUCAUGAUGUCAUCGAUGACAUCAUCGACCCCUUCAGUGACCUGCAGCAGCCGUCAGAAAGCCAGCAGGUUUGUGGCGGCUGGUUUGGACGAGGUUACGGCAAAGGAAGGAAAAAGAAAAAAACUGCGUGAAGAUAAAACAUGAAGAUUAAUUAUCCUUCAAGCUGAGGUGCUCGUGUCUUCUCGUUUACCAUGUGAAGAAAUAUUAUACUUCCUGAUUUUCUAACUUUUCAUAAAGCAAACAAAACGUUUUGUUUGAGUGAUCACAAAGUUUAUAGACGCUCAUCAUGAAUAUCAUAUUCAUUAUUAUAAUAUAUUUCAUAUCCAAAGAAGUUUACACUCUUUAUAAAUGUUUGUUGUAACAACAUCUAAACACGUUUACAAACACUCUCCAUGAAUAUUCAUUUUCAUAACAUAUUUAACAACUUUGUAAACAAGUUCACUAUGUAGACGCUUCAUAUUUAAUAACAUAUUCUACACAAAUUUACAUACUUCAUGACUAUUCAUUUUCAUAACAUUUGAUAUCUUCUACACAAAUUAAUGUACACCUCAUUGAAAUGAUACUCGUUUUCAUAGCAUUCUAAACACGUUUAUGUACACUACUGUCAUUUUCACAACAUUUAGUAUCUUUUACACAAUCAUGACUAUCCUAUUAAUUUGCAUAACACAUUCAUUAAUGACGUCUACGCAAUUUUGCGAGUGUAUGAUGUUCAUUUUCAUAACAUUCAAUCAUGACACCAACACGUUGACUAACACACAAUAUCCUUUUUCAUAACAUUCAAUCGUAACAUCUACACAAGUUUAUUAACUGUUAUAAUAAGCUCAGUUAUUUAUGCAUACUGCAUACACCACUAAUAUUUGGUUGAAUAUGAGUGAUGUUUUUCUGAAAAUCAUUGUGAUUAUUUUAUGAAAAUGAAUAUGAUCACGUCAUACAAUGUCACAAUGGUUAAAAUAACUCAUUAAUAUUCCAUAUACAGUACAAAACCCAAAACCAGUGAAGUUGGCACGUUGUGUAAAUCGUAAAUAAAAACAGAAUACAAUGAUUUGUAAAUCCUUUUCAACUUACCGGUAUAUUCAAUUGAAUGGACUGCAAAGACAAGAUAUUUAAUAUUCGAACUGAGAAACGUAAUUUGUUUUUGCGAAUAAUCAUUAACUUAGAAUUUCGUGGCAGCAACACAUUGCAAAAUAGUUGGCACAGAGGCAUUUUUUACCAGUGUGUUACAUGGCCUUUCCUUUUAACAACACUCAGUAAACGUUUGGGAACUGACGAGACCAAUUUUUUAAGCUUUUCAGGUGGAAUUCUUUCCCAUUCUUGCUUGAUGUACAUCUUAAGUUGUUCCGCUGUGGUGUUUUAGGCUUCAUAGUGCGCAACAAAUUUUCAAUGGGAGAUAGGUCUGGACUACUGGCAGGCCAGUCUAGUACCCGCAUUCUUUUACUAUGAAGCCACGCUGUUGUAACACGUUGCUUGGCAUUGGCUUGCUGAAAUAAGCAGGGAUGGCUUGGAUGGCAACAUAUGUUGCUCCUAAACCUGUAUGUACCUUUCAGCAUUAAUGGUGCCUUCACAGAUGUGUAAGUUAUCCAUGCCUUGGGCACUAAUACACCCCUUUUGAACUUUGUGCCUGUAACAAUCCGGAUGGUUCUUUUCCUCUUUGUUCUGGAGGACACGACGUCCACAGUUUCCAAAAACAAUUUGAAAUGUGGACUCGUCGGACCACAGAACACUUUUCCACUUUGCAUCUGUCCAUCUUAGGUGAACUCGGGCCCAGCGAAGCCGGUGGCGUUUUUGGGUGUUGUUGAUAAAUGACUUUUGCUUUGCAUACUGGUACUAGAGUUUUAACUUGCACUUACAGAUGUAUCGACAAACUGUAGUUACUGACAGUGGUUUUCUGAAGUGUUCCUGAGCCCAUGUGGUGAUAUCCUUUACACACGGAUGUCCCUUUUUGAUGCAGUACCACCUGAGGGAUCGAAUGUCUGUAAUAUCAUCGCUUACAUGCAGUGAUUUCUCCAGAUUCUCUGAACCUUUUGAUGAUAUUACAGACCGCAGAUGGUGAAAUCCCUAAUUUCCUUGCAAUAGCUCGUUGAGAAAUGUUGUUCUUAAACUGUUCUACAAUUUGCUCACGCAUUUGUUGACAAAGUGGUGACCCUCGCCCCAUCCUUGUUUGUGAAUGACUGAGCAUUUCAUAGAAGCUGAUUUUAUACCCAAUCAUGGCACCCAACUGUUCACAAUUAGCCUGUUCACCUGUGGGAUGUUCCAAAUAAGUGUUUGAUGAGCAUUCCUCAACGUUCUCAGUCUUUUUUGCCACUUGUGCCAGCUUUUUUGAAACAUGUUGCAAAAAAUAAAGGUUUUCAGUUCGAACGUUAAGUAUCUUGUGCUUGCAGUCUAUUCAAUUGAAUAUAAGUUGAAAAGGAUUUGCAAAUCAUUGUAUUAUGUUUUUAUUUAUGAUUUACACAACAUGCUAACUUCACUGGUUUUGGGGUUUGUAUGAUAUUUAUAAACCACACCAUCAUUUUAAAUAUCACUUUUUCCUCAGUAAAUGUCCAAGCAAUGAAUGCUUUCACUUUCCUUUUUACUUACGUUUACAAGUGCUUCAGUCAGUGCCAGGGGGCUUUGACAUAAUCGUGUUCUACUGUAAUUGGCAGCUCCAUCUUCUUUUGGAUGUUUUUUUGUAAUAUUUGUUGUGGUAGAAGUUCUACUUUGAUCAUGUAGUACGACAGUACACUAUAUAGUAAUCCAGUACAUAUUACUUCCUGUACUCUCAUAUGAAUGCCAACUUCUUUACUCUGUCGCUGAGAUGUUUGCUGUACUGUUUAUUUUGUAAUAAACACGUGUUUAUUCAUAAUAAACACGUGUUUGUUCGUACUGAAACGUUUACAUUUGAUUUCUAAUAACAAUUGUUUUUGCUUACAGAAUGUUUACCGAUGUCCAAAUGUCAAAUACUGUGUCUCAGGAAGGUAACAGCAUUGUGCACGUGUCAAAGGUCAUAAGGGGCCAAAGUAAGCAUAAGGUGCUGCUAUUAUUUUUUGUAUUUGUGUACAGUAUUAUUAGUAAACAUAUUUGCUAAAAUCAUUCUGCUUCACAAUAAAGAAAUGAUAAAAAAGACUUUAAUGUAUUCACAAAGUUGAUAUUGUUUGUCAUCAACAGUACCUCCAAUUAUGACAGUAUACAUCUUCAUGUACAUCAUUUAUCCAUACAAAUGGUAAGAUGUCCUCUGUGGUGGACAUGAGGACUCACUACUAUACUACUUUUUUAUACGCAGAAAUGUGUCUAGCCAAAGUUAUAGUUGAUAGUAUGAUGAAAUGUGCUGUGAAAUGCAGAAAAAACAAGAAAAGUUUAAAUUCAAGAGACUUUUCAAUGUUGUGUUCUCAUGUCAACAGUUAUACGAUGUUAAAAGUGGAAUAUAUUGUAAGUGGCAGAAAAGUUGAGCUAUAAACUUCUGUAUAUUGUAAAUAGUUUUUUCAUUUUCAUGUCAAAUACAGUAAAAACAAGUCCAUUGCAGAGGACAUUGCAUACAAAAGACACCAUUACAUACAGUCGCGAUCAAAAGUUUACAUACACUUGUAAAGAACAUAAUGUCAUGG